Messenger RNA from Ostreobium quekettii, 873 nucleotides. The record is from the annotation of a GenBank genome assembly. Lineage: Eukaryota; Viridiplantae; Chlorophyta; Ulvophyceae; Bryopsidales; Ostreobiaceae.
AUGGUGUCGCAAUGGAUGGUUGCCUUGGCAGCCCUCUUUCUGCUGGAGGCUGUCAUCAAUGUCAAAGGGGUGUCCAUUGUAGACAGACAUUUUGGAAUGCGACAACUGCUUCAGGCUGACAACCUCUGCCAAUGGAUUUCGGAAGAAGGCAUAUGCAGUCCAGCAAUCAUUCCAAGGAUCCCAGACCAAAGUCUUCUGAAAAAAGUAGUUCCUACGCUUUGUGUGCUACAGCAAGACAAGGAAGAGUGUGACGAACUAGGAAAAGCAUGCCGGUGGACGGGUGGUGUAUGCAAGCCCAGGACAUUGGACCACCUUGGGGAGUGCCUGGAUCGGGAGUAUUUCUUGUUCCAAAAAGGAUCACGGUGCCAGGAGGAUACUCCAGAAUUCGAUGACUGCAACAAUGAAGAGGCCUGCACAUGGGAUAGCCGAAAGGGGGAAUGUGCACAGAGCCCUGCAAUUGUGGACGAGAUUCUGGACAAUGUGGACAGCAUAGUUGCAGGAGAGCUGCAGACCUUGCUUCGGUGCUCUGGAUCUACUCGACGGUCAGCAUGUACAGGCGAUUGCCAGUAUAACUUGCAAGCCGGAGUCUGCAACUACCCGCCUUUCUUUGACGAGUCCAGAUUCUUUGACAAAUCCAAAUCCAGGUCCAUACCUAUUUGCAAGUUCUUUCGCGACGUCAAGAAGUGUGCUGAAAGCAAGGAUUGCGAGGAAGCGAAAUGCCAGAGCACUGAACAAGGUUGCUUCGUUAAUGACGAGGCGAUCAUCGACAGUUUGUAUGAGUCAGACCCAGACCUUCAGGGGCAGAUGAAGGCAGCCGCCCGUGAUUGCCCAUUCAUUGAAUCUGAAGAAGACUGCAUAGCUUACGAGGCGUGA